AGAUCAAACACAGCUGACCUCUGACCCCUCUGAGCAGCCAAUCACAGCAGGCCGAGAGAGCGAGCCUCACUGGGCAGAUUGACUUCAUCCUGACGCUUUCGCUGAUCCACCAUCAGGACAAAUCUUCCGAGUCCUGACUGGAAACCUGAUGAGUGAAGGUUUCAGUAGCUGAUCCAACAGUUGUGGUCUAUUGGUGGCUGUUUUCUGCCUGUUACUGGAAACACACAGCUGGUUAAAGUUAUCCACAGAAGGACACUUAAACAGGUGUGAAGACGCAGUGGAAACUCAGAUUUACCUGUCAGCUUUGUUUGCUGUGAGAUCUCGCAGAACACCGACAUGACGACUCAUUCAACGCAGUGUUCCUCGGCAACUCUCUGCCACUCGCUGUCCGAUGAUGAUGAGAUGGGCGGAGCUCAGGGGGUGGAGCUGCGACUUGUGACAUCAGAAGAAGAUGAAACAGAGGCGGGGCCUAUUAGUGAUGUCACAGCGUUGGUGCUGAGGCAUCGCCAUGGUUACCGUAGAGCUGGCAUGCUGCUGUGUGCAUGUGGAGUCAUCGUGUUCACCGCUGCAUUCCUAUUGGCCUACGGCGUGCUGAGUGGGCGGUACCACUGCUCCCAGUUGGGGGACCAGGACGAGGAGCAGCAGAGGGGUGGGGCUAAUUCACUUGCAGGGGGAGGGGCGGGGCUUUACCUGGGAGAGCUGAGGGUGAUGAUGAGGAGGCUGCUGCAGGACGAAGACAUCCACAACACAGUCAGUCGGGUGAGCAGAGCUCCUCAUCCUCCGGGUUCUUCAGAGGGAACCGCUCUGGCCUCGGAGAUCCUCCAUCGCUUCCAGCAGCUGCAGAUGGACCACACCUGGACCGAGUCUCUGUACGCCACGUUGCAGUUCCCUGACAGGACUCAGAGGAGCUCUCUGCGGCUCGUGGACUCUGCAGGUCUGAUCUUGGAGCAGAUUUCUCUGAACCUGUCAGACUUCUGUCCGUACAGCGCCACAGGAACCACCAUGGGGGGCGUGGUCUAUGCCAACUAUGGCCGUCAAGCCGACUUCAAUUGGCUGAAGAGUGCAGGCGUGUCCGUGACUGGCUGUGUGGUGGUGAUGCGUGUUGGGGGCGGGGUCAGUUUUGCUGAGAAGGUCUGGUUAGCUGAGAGGAACGGAGCCGGGGGAGUUUUGAUCUACCCCGACCCUGCCGACCUGCCACAGGACCCCCGCCGCCUCGGACUCAACACACACACCGCCGUGUCUGAGCAUGUACACCUGGGGUCAGGUGACCCCUUCACCCCCGGCUUCCCCUCCUUCAAUCACACUCAAUUCCCGCCUAUCCAGUCCUCCGGCUUGCCGUUCAUCCCUGCCCUGCCAAUCACUGCUACCAUUGCUGCCAAGCUACUCAGCCAGCUGUCAGGUGCGUCCUGUCCACCGUCAUGGCGAGGUCGGCUGCCGUACGUCCGCUGUGUGGUUGGACCAGAGUUGAACGCUGGACGCAGAGUCCAGCUGUCAGUGCACAACAAGAUGAUGCCAAUUCUGCUGAACAACAUCUUCUCAUCACUGGAGGGCCGAGUCGAGCCAGACCAGUACAUCAUACUGGGAGCUCAGAGGGACUCACUGGGUCCAGGAGCAGUGAAGUCAGGAGUUGGAACGGCGAUCCUGCUGGAGUUGGCUCGGACCUUCUCUGUCAUGGUGAAGAACGGUUUCAAUCCCAGACGCAGUUUGCUCUUUGUCAGCUGGGACGCCGGAGAGUUUGGGAACGUCGGUGCGACUGAAUGGCUCGAGGGUUACCUGUCCAUGCUCCACCUGAAGGCUGUGGCCUACUUCAGCCUGGACCAGGCCAUCAUGGGUGACGAUGUCCUGUCGGCCUACACCAGUCCUCUGCUGGUCGACCUGCUGGAGGCUGCCAUCAGACAGGUGGAACAUCCUAAACAUGCCGGUCAGACCAUCUACAGUCAGGCUGAGAGAGAAGGAGGCAGCUGGAGGAUUGUGAAGCCUCUGUAUCUGAACAGUGGAGCCUACAGUUUCACGGCGUUCGCAGGAGUCCCAGCCAUGGAGCUCAGAUUCACCGAGGAGCGAGCGUAUCCGUUCGUCAACACGCCGUUGGACAGCGCGUCCCGCCUGCAGGAGGUGCUGGGGGGUCGUCUGGGGGUGACGGGGCGGAGCGUGGGGGAGCUGGUGGGGGAGAUGGUGCUGCGAUUGGCCCAUGACCACAUCCUGCCGCUACGCAUCACUUCCUACGCCCAGACGGUGCUGCAGUUCAGCGCUCAGCUCAACAGACACUCUGCUGAGCUGCAGUCCAGAGGUUUGUCCCCUCAGUGGGUCUUCAGCGCCAGAGGAGACUACAGCCGAGCUGCAGAGAUGCUGCAGAGAGCCAUCGACUACAGCGACCUGCACGACCCGACCACCGCACGCUUCUACAACACCCGCAUCAUGAAGGUGGAGUACUACUUCUUGUCUCAGUAUGUGUCGGCGGUGGAGACACCGUUCCGUCACGUGAUCCACGGCCGCGGCAACCACACUCUGAGCGCGCUCACUGAGCACCUGGGCCUGCUGACCUCCGACCCCAAGCGCUUCGACGAGCGACGCUUCAGGAGGCAGCUGGCUCUGUUCACCUGGACGCUGCAGGGCGCUGCCAACGCUCUGAACGGAGACGUGUGGAGAGUACACAACGCACACAGCCACUGAUACACAACGCACACAGCCACUGAUACACAACACACACAGCCACUGAUACACAACACAGUCACUGACACACAACACACACAGCCACUGAUACGCAACACACACAGCCACUGAUACACAACACACACAGCCACUGAUACACAACACACACAGCCACUGAUACACAACGCACACAGCCACUGAUACACAACACAGCCACUGAUACACAAUGCACACAGUCACUGACACACAACGCACACAGCCACUGAUACACAACGCACACAGCCACUGAUACACAACACAGUCACUGACACACAACACACACAGCCACUGAUACACAACACACACAGCCACUGAUACACAACACACACAGCCACUGACACACAACACACACAGCCACUGACACACAACACACACAGCCACUGACACACAACACACACAGCCACUGACACACAACACACACAGCCACUGAUACACAACGCACACAGCCACUGAUACACAACGCACACAGCCACUGAUACACAACGCACACAGCCACUGAUACACAACACAGUCACUGACACACAACACACACAGCCACUGAUACACAACACACACAGCCACUGAUACACAACGCACACAGCCACUGAUACACAACACAGUCACUGACACACAACACACACAGCCACUGAUACACAACACACACAGCCACUGAUACACAACACACACAGCCACUGAUACACAACACACACAGCCACUGAUACACAACACACACAGCCACUGAUACACAACACACACAGCCACUGACACACAACACACACAGCCACUGACACACAACACACACAGCCACUGACACACAACACACACAGCCACUGACAGACAGCACACAUGAUGUGUAGAAACAGAUGAAUCUAUUAAAAUGUAACAGUUUUUAUCAGUGAUUUUGUAAAAACACAUUUUAUUAAAAGCAUCUUUAGGUUGAUGCAUUUGUUUUGUUUCCUCUUUGACCUGCUUUUUCAUUUUCUUUUAACUUUAUUUCGACCUGGACCACAAUAAGAAUUCAAUAAAACCAUUAAAAGGCAAAGUGAGUAAAACUUUAAUAAUAUGAAUUCAUGCAUUUAAGAUUCAAAACCGAAUGAAGCAACUAAAAGAACAGCCACUGGAAGUUACAUUUGAUUAAAUGAUAUGCCUAAACUGCACCGAGGAUUAAAACAAGGAAUGCUUUAGAUUGUCGGUUUUUUCCAGUUUGCAGCUGCACAGUGUGAAAAUGGGGUUUACAGGCUCAAUAAAAAGAAAGUUACAGAAACGUACUGAUUUAUUAAAAUGUUAACACACACAUACAUCCGUCUGACUGUGGUUUUUCACAGAUGUAAUUAUGACAGAGGAGUCUGUUAAAAUCCCACUAACAGGAAGUUUUGCUUGUCAUACAUCAGCUGAAUGUUUUUAUGCAGUAAAUCAGUACUAUUUAUAUCAUCUCCAGCGUAUUCAACUUUCUAUUCUGUGACGAUAUUGCUAACAUGAUAUUAAUGCCAAUAAAGCAUAUUGAAGUGAAUAAUCUGUGUUAAUCUGAAUGUAUUCAACCACACAACAUGUACUGUGAAACUUCAAAAUCACACAAAUAAAAUCCUCAACAAUUCAACUAAA
Molecule: messenger RNA, 4269 nt
Organism: Amphiprion ocellaris (clown anemonefish)
Lineage: Eukaryota; Metazoa; Chordata; Actinopteri; Pomacentridae
Gene: tfr2
Product: transferrin receptor 2
Exons: 20
Coding region: 337-2670 (777 amino acids)
Biological process (GO): endocytic iron import into cell
Cellular component (GO): external side of plasma membrane
Source: RefSeq, a predicted model, not a curated record